AUGGGAAAGCCUACAAAGUGGUUAAAGAAUGUUCUGCUUGGAAAAAAAACAUCUAAACCUAGUGGUUCCAAAGAAAAGGAGAGAGUUGUGAGUGGAAGAGAGGUGCUUGUUACUGCGAAGGUGGAAGAAUCUGAUGUUAUAUCAGAUCUUCCAUCUUUUGCCAAUGCAGCAACCGAUACCGUUGAUAGAAGCAGUGGUGUGUUAGAGAAACAAAAUGUAGAACUUGAAGAGAUCUCAGAUGAUGAAACACAGCUUCCUGAGGAAAAACCAACAGAUUUCCAAAACGCUGCACCUGUUCAAGAUAGUUCACUAUCUGAUGCAGAGAGAAUCCAACAAGAGAUUGCAGCAACCUCUGUGCAGGCUGCGUUUAGAGGUUACUUGGCUCGGCGUGCGUUUUGGGCACUCAAAGGCAUAAUAAGGCUACAAGCACUGAUCCGUGGUCACCUGGUGAGGAGGCAAGCUGUUGCAACUCUUUUCUGUGUCAUGGGAAUUGUCAAACUGCAAGCGCUUGCUCGAGGAAAAGAGAUCAGAAACUCUGACAUUGGAGUUCAAGUUCACAGGAGUUGCAGAUUGGAGCUGCUUCAGAACAAUCUUGGCAACUCUGCCGAUACAGAUGCUUAUCUUGGAAUCAAGAAACUAACAGCUAACGCUUUUGCUCAGAAGCUUCUCGCUUCAUCGCCACGAGUGUUACCUGUACAUGCUCCCUAUGAUGCAUCAAAUUCAAACUCAAACUCAGUCUGGUUAGAGAACUGGUCAGCGUCCUGCUUCUGGAAACCAAUGCCUCAACCAAAGAAAACUACUGGGAGAAAACAGCUGAACAAACUUGCCAAUAAUGCUCAGGUAGUUGAGGCUGAAUCUCCUAAACCGAAUAAGAGUGUGCGUAAAGUUCCUGCUGCAAAUCUCGAGAGUUCCUCAGUGCAGAAAUGUUUUGAGUUUGAGAAGCAGAAACGCAGCUUCAGGAAAGUUUCAAUCAAGUCAAUAGAACCACCUGCUGUUGAAAACCCUCAGAUUGAGCUUGAAAAAGUGAAACGUAGCUUGAGGAAAGUACAUAAUCCUGUAGUUGAGAGCUCUAUCCAACCUCAACCAGUAGUCCCUCACAUGGAAGUUGAGAAGCCAAAUCUUGGCAGAGAGAAGACAACUGAAGAACCUGUGAAUGUCUUUGAAGAAAAGCAAGAACUGCCAAAACAGGUACAUGUUCCUGAGGUGGAAGUACACACUCCAGGACCAUUGGAAACCAAUGAAGCACUUGAUUCAUCAAUGGUCAACCUAAUUGACAGCAACGAAGACGCCAUGGAUGAAGAAAAACCUUCAAUGGAAAAAGAUGCAAAGGAAGAUGUAACUCCCAAACCAAACAAGAAAGAGAAUUCAGCUGGGAAGGAGAACCAGAAGUCCAAGAAAAAGAGCUCAGCUACUAAGAAGACCGAGCGUGAGGAGAGCAAUGGACAUCAUCAUCAGACUAGCCCAUCGAUUCCAAGCUAUAUGCAAGCGACUAAAUCGGCGAAAGCAAAGCUGAGGCUGCAUGGCUCACCAAAGUCUCCUGAGCAAGAAGGGACUGAGAAAGCCACUGUUCCUAGACGCCACUCUCUACCAUCUUCAGGUAAUGGCAAGAUCACCUCUCAGUCUCCAAGAACAACGAGACACUCAAACUCAGGUGGCAAAACCGGGAAUAAGAAGGAGAAGCCUCUUCUGUCUUCCCGAGAAGGAAACGCAAAGACAACUCCGGUGGAGAAGAAGAGGUGA
Messenger RNA from Microthlaspi erraticum, 1740 nucleotides. The record is from the annotation of a GenBank genome assembly. NCBI's taxonomy places the organism in Eukaryota, Viridiplantae, Streptophyta, Magnoliopsida, Brassicales, Brassicaceae.